Aspergillus mulundensis is the source of this 3975-nucleotide messenger RNA. RefSeq lists its product as uncharacterized. NCBI's taxonomy places the organism in Eukaryota, Fungi, Ascomycota, Eurotiomycetes, Eurotiales, Aspergillaceae. Bases 1 to 3975 code for a protein of 1324 amino acids. Gene Ontology annotation, molecular function: protein binding; catalytic activity. Gene Ontology annotation, biological process: nucleoside metabolic process. The transcript has 2 exons. The record is from RefSeq and is a predicted model, not a curated record.
AUGACGACCCUACGCCAUGAAGACUACACCGUCGGGUGGAUUUGCGCGCUCUCCUUGGGGAUGGCCGCGGCGAAGGCAAUGCUGGAUGAAAUACACGAGGACCUACCGGUCAAGCCAAACGAUCACAACGCCUAUACCUUAGGAAGGAUCGGAAAGCACAACGUUGCUAUCGCAUGCUUGCCGAGCGGAGAGUACGGGAUUGCUUCUGCUGCAACAGUGGCCACGCAGUUGCUAUCAAGCUUUCAAUCGGUCAAAUUCGGGUUGCUGGUCGGUAUUGGAGGCGGGAUUCCAAGUAGGGAUGCGGAUAUCAGGCUAGGAGACGUUGUGGUCGGUCUUCCGACCAGCAGCACAACUCAUGGGGGCGUUAUCCAAUAUGAUCUUGGGAAGGCAACUCAUGCCGGCAAAUUUGUGCGGACAGGGGCCUUAAACCGGCCACCGCAAAUCCUUCUGACGGCUGUCUCCAAAUUGCAGGCGAUUCAUCAAAUGGAAGGUAGCAAGAUUUCCAAAUUUGUGGGUGAGAUUUCCAAAAAGUAUCCGAUGAUGCGCUGGAGCUACACGGAUCGCCACGGGGUAGACUCAUUGUUCGAAGCAAGUUAUCAGCAUGAGGAACUGCGUUCUUCUUGCAUCAACUGUGACUCAAGUCAGCGUGUAAAGCGGCCCAUCAGAACUAGCCAAGAGCCAGUGAUUCAUUAUGGACUGAUAGCCUCGGGCAAUCAGGUGGUCCGGGACGGCCAUGUCCGGGACCAUUUAGGGCGGCAGCAUGGAGCGUUAUGCGUGGAAAUGGAAGCCGCGGGCCUUGUCAACGACUACCCAUGCCUGGUUAUUCGCGGAAUAUGUGACUAUGCCGACUCGCAUAAAAACAAAACCUGGCAGCGUUACACAGCUGCGGUUGCAGCUGCGUAUGCCAAAGAGCUUCUUCUAGUGACCUCGGAUCACUCGGUUGAAGACAACGGCCAAGCGAUGAAAGCCAAGUUCGUUCGGUAUACAGGCUCUGGUAGGGUUUCCACAGCCUAUCCGGAGGUGAGGAAGCGAGUGAACUGGCUUCGCUCACUACACCCUUCUAGGGUGGAGGUUCCUCGUAUAAUCCAAGCGAGUCCGAGUGAAACAACAUGGUGUCAGAUGUUCAACAACCGUGACUAUGGCAGAUGGUAUUAUGGACGCCAGGUGGAUACACACAAAGGUCUUAUCUGGAUCAAAGGCAAGCCAGGAUCAGGCAAAUCAACCUUCAUGAAGCAUGCUUUUUGUCGAGCCUUGGACGAGCUGCAAGAAGAGGGCGCAGUGGUAGCCGCAUUCUCUUUUAAUGCUCAAGACAAAAACAAGGUAGACCUUUUUGGAUCCCUUCUUCACCAGCUGCUCCAAGCAAACGAGAGUGAUCUCCAUACUUUUAUGAAGGCGUUUGACGAUAAGCUUGAGAAUAUCGGCUCAGACGCGAAAUGGAGCGAGGAAGAGCUGUGGUCAUAUCUGAAGGCUAUGUUCACGGUUCAGCGGCGAUCCAGGACAUUGUUCUUUGUGGACGGGCUAGAUGAAUGCGAGAGCGGCGGGAUGAGAGAACUGGCUCUUUUGUUUCGCGAGAUGACAACAGCAGCGCAUGCUGUUGACGCAAAAUUGAGCAUCUGCUUGUUCAGCAGGGAGUACCCAAAAGUCAGUGUUGAAUCUUGCCCCGAAAUUAUGAUUGACCGGUUGAAUGGCAUUGACAUACGGCGCUACGUGGAACAAAAGUUCAACAUAGUUGGCGUCGGUAAGCAUCAGGAAUGGCGCAAGCUGGCAGCCGCUAUCGUUGACAAGUCUUCCGGAGUGUUCCUUUGGGUGGUUCUUGUCGUUGAUACUGUGUUGAAGGACCACGAUGAUGGCAAGAAUCUCAAAUAUCUUGAGAGGCGACUUCGAGAGACUCCACUAGCACUAGAAAAGCUCUUCGAACAGCUACUCAUUACGGUCGAUUCGCACGAUCUUGAUCUGACUAAAAAGUUGUUCUCUUGGGUGGUAUACGCGGUGAAGCCACUUCGACUGCUCGAAUGGCACCACAUACUCGCCUGGAUCCGUGAUGAACCGCCGAAAUCCCUGAAGGAGUGGCGGAAGUCCUCCGAUUAUACAGAGACCGCGUGGCAGUUAGAGCGCCAGCUCCAAAGAAUCUCCAGAGGGCUAGUUGGGAUCAACGCUCAAGAGACGGAAUCAGCUCUUGAUGAUAGAAACUCAAUGUGUGGCGAUGCUGGAUCUCUGAACAGCCAAGAAGGAGAGACGAGAACAGUCCAAGUAAUUCACGGCUCGGUUCGGGAGUUUUUCCUUUCAGGCAGAGGAUUCGAAGUGUUAAAUCGUUCCGGAUCAUGUACUUCUGGUUCUGGCGAUAUCAGUAUUUUGGAGACUUGCCUCAGCUAUAUACGCAUCUCUGAACUGGAUGCUCUGGUAUCCCAGCGAGAAGAGGUUGGUAACACUCGACUCAUGGGCAAGCGUACGAGAAGCGAGGCGAGUUUUGGGUCAUCGGCCUCGAAUUACACUGAACAAUAUAGACUGCCCAAUGAUGACAGACCAAGUUCCCCAGUCCAGUCUCUUUUCCCUUCAGGUCAUAUGGAGGAAGCUGCAUUACCGGAUGAGGGAGGGGAAUCAUCAGUUCCUCUCCGCAGUUUUGCAUUAGAGCAAUAUCUGCAAGAUUCCGUAUCGGCCAUUGAUCCUGAUGCUGCGGCACGAGCUGCAGCUGAUCUUGACAGCCUUCAUUCAGAGACAGCUGGGUCACAAACUCUGGAGGAUCAUCCAGCGCUACUGUCAUACGCACUGGAUGCGUUUCUACUUCAUGCCACUUGCGCAGACAAGCGUGGUGUCAGCCCGAACUACAUGCUCGACCAACUUAGGAGCGGAAAUAUCUGGCACCGCUGGCUACACCUAGCAGACACACUUCCACUCAAUACACGUUUGCUAUAUUUUGCUGUCGACCAUGAUUUGAUUUCUUGGGUAAAGUAUCUAUUGUCUACGGGUUCCAUUCCCAACGACCCAGGAGGAGCUAAUCGAUAUCCCCUGAAUGCUGCAAUUGCCAAGGGCCAUCUCGAAGUCAUGAAGCUGCUAUUAGAAUAUGGUGCCAGACCGAAUGUUGCAGACAGUGAUCACAACCAGCCACUUCACCACAUCGCCAAGCAGGGCCAGACUGAGCUACUUUCCGGCUUUCUUCACCUGCUGCAUUCAUCCGGUGACACCACAGUUGACAGAUUGGUUAACCGCAGAGGUCAAUUCAACGAGACACCUUUGCAUGUCGCCGUGAAAAAUGGUCAUGUAUCUAUGACUGAACAACUGCUGGCAUGUGGAUCAGACCCAAACAGGGUUGACACUUUUCACAAAACAGCUCUUUAUCACGCUUGCGAAUCCGGUCAACCAAAUUUAAUUAUUUGCAAACUUCUUCUCGCGAGCGGAGCGCGGGCAACUAUCUCAUCCGAGAGCAACCUAUAUCCAUCUCAGGUUGCGUUCCAAAAGGGGUUUUUGGCUGGAGUAUCUCUGCUGAAUGAUUAUCUGGUGCCAGACGCAGAGCCAUUAUCUGACCUGUUAUCCAAAAUGACGGUCCAAGUAGUGGAGGCCACUGGUAUAGACUUGAUGAAGCGGCCAUACAUCCUCACUUCAUUCGACGAGGAAAGGAAGAUCCUUUAUCCAACGGAGAACUCUCCAGCAGGGAGGAGCGAAUGGAACAAAGUCCACUUCCUCGUAUCUGAUAGUUCCGUGGGAAGGCUGUACCUUCACUUGCUUGACUUGCAAUAUCCAGAGACGCGUGACUUGUGGGUAUACGCAGCAAGUUGGCGUGUGAGAUAUGUUACCAGUGAAGGGAAGCAUAUCGCUGAGCACAAGCAGUGUUAUACGCAUAAUGCGAGAUUCGGGCAUAGAUCUUACAUUGCCCCAUGGAGAUUGCGCUCCGUAUCAGUGACUCUCGAGGUGAUUGUUCCACUAAUACUUGAGAACAGAGCAAGAGAUGGAAUGCUUGUGCGAGACAUUCGAUUGUGA